Trichobilharzia szidati is the source of this 798-nucleotide messenger RNA. The record is from the annotation of a GenBank genome assembly. NCBI's taxonomy places the organism in Eukaryota, Metazoa, Platyhelminthes, Trematoda, Strigeidida, Schistosomatidae.
AUGCAUGGCGAAAACAAGUUAAUUACUUACUAUGAUCUGAAUUCAACACUGGACGCAUACGCAGAUUCAUACCGUGAAGCUGCGCAUGAUAAAUUUCUCAUGAUUGAAAUUCAGACAUAUAAAGAUCCCCAGAAUGUCGAAGGAACAAUAAAACCUGAAAUCCUGAGACUUGAGCACUUAUAUCAAAGUAAAUGGGCGAAGGAAUUUCUCGAAUCAAUCGGUGCAGAAGAUAAGAAGCUGGUGAAUUUUUCUAUUGAUGAAUACAGGAAGGCAUUGGAAGAAGAUGCCUCUUUCAAUUACGCAGUUCUUGCUAAUAAAGGAUUCUACAAUCAGACAAAAACGCAUAUUUCAAAGAAAUGGGAAAAUCGAAAAACUCUCGACAUUGCAGAAGGCAAACUUUUUGCACAGACAUCAGGCAAUCUGAACAAACACAAAGUGCAAAUUGAAAUGAUAAGGAAGGAUGUUAUGGAAGCAAAGGAAGCAGUGAAAACAUCAAAAGCUAAACUUAAAGCGCUGGAAACGGUAGCUCUCAUCACAUCUAAUGCAUACACAAGUACUUCAACUUAUUUGCGAAGUGUGCGGAGGGGAAUAUUCACAAAUGACACAUUGAAUGAUGCUCGAAUUACGCAAGCGUAUCGGAAGGCUCGUUCUGAUUUUGCAGACGGCACAGAUGAACUAGGGAACAAAAUAAAACUACUGGAAAUGAAGAGGAUUGAAUUUAUGAAGUUUCAAACCACAGAAAAUAGAAUAAACUGGCUCCUGGCUGAAAUGAAGGAAGAUGCCAAGCAGUUCUACUGA